AUGGUCGCGACAUAUGCUCGCCCGCCGCCCGUCUUCGUCCAAGGCGAGGGUUCGUGGCUGUGGGACAUUGAGAACCGCAAGUACCUCGACUUUACGGCGGGAAUUGCCGUGACGAGCCUGGGACACAGCGAUCCCGAGUUUGCGGACAUUAUUGCUGCACAGGCCAAGACGUUGAUUCAUGCUUCGAACCUGUACUACAAUCCCUGGACCGGCGCGCUGUCGAAGCUGCUCGUCGAAAAGACACUCGAGUCGGGAUGCAUGCACGAGGCGUCAAAGACUUUCAUCUGCAAUUCGGGCACCGAGGCCAACGAGGCCGCCAUCAAGUUUGCCAGGAAAGUGGGCAAGAUUGUCGAUCCGUCCGGCGACAAGGUUGACAUUGUGUCAUUCAACCAGGCCUUCCACGGCCGUACAAUGGGCGCCCUCUCUGCGACGCACAACCCCAAGUAUCAGAAGCCCUUUGCGCCCAUGGUGCCUGGCUUCAAGCAGGGAACAUUCAACGACGUUGCCGGCAUCAACGACCUCGUCAAUGAAAAGACAUGCGGUGUCAUUGUCGAGCCUAUCCAGGGCGAGGGAGGCAUCUACGCUGGCAGCGAGGAGUUCAUGGUGGCGCUGGCCAAGCGAUGCCGUGAAGUCGGCGCCGUCCUGAUCUACGAUGAGAUCCAGUCCGGUCUCUCCCGUACCGGCCAGCUGUGGGCUCACGGCAGCCUCCCCAAGGAGGCCCACCCAGACAUCUUGACCACGGCCAAGGCGCUCGGCAACGGAUUCCCCAUCGCCGCCGUCCUCGUCACCGAGGCCGUCGCUGAAAAGAUCAAGCUUGGUGAUCACGGCACCACCUUCGGCGGCAACCCCCUCGCCUGCCGCCUGGCGCACUACGUCGUGUCCAAGCUCUCGUCGCCCGAUCUCCAGGAGAGCGUGCUGGCCAAGUCGCGGGUCUUCACGGACCGCUUCGCCAAGCUGCAGGCCAAGUUCCCAGACCUCAUCACCGAGUCUCGUGGCCGUGGACUUAUCCUGGGCUUGCAGCUGACGGAGGAUCCUACGCCCAUUGUCACCGCUGCGCGCGAGAGGGGUCUGUUGGUGAUUACGGCGGGAACAAACACGCUGCGGUUCUUGCCGAGCUUGGUGAUGACGGAGGAGGAGAUUACGCAUGGUCUGGAUAUCUUGGAGGAGGCCAUUGUUGCUACGCGGUCGUAG
Molecule: messenger RNA, 1191 nt
Organism: Trichoderma virens Gv29-8
Lineage: Eukaryota; Fungi; Ascomycota; Sordariomycetes; Hypocreales; Hypocreaceae
Exons: 2
Coding region: 1-1191 (396 amino acids)
Biological process (GO): arginine metabolic process
Cellular component (GO): mitochondrial matrix
Molecular function (GO): transaminase activity; identical protein binding; pyridoxal phosphate binding
Source: RefSeq, a predicted model, not a curated record